GACCUCUGCUCUGUGUUUACAUUGUUUUUUAUCGUGCUAAUGUGUUUUAUCACUGCGGUUUUGUUGUAAAUGUCAGAAGAGAAAACACACACGGCAGCUCGUGGAGGAGCACAGACACUGAGUUGGAUAGGUUGAGUCUAGACGGUUCUCAUGUGCUGUGUAAACGCGCCGCGCGCUCUGCUGUUCCUCAUUGAUCUCGUGCUGAGUUCGUGAGAAUACAGAACCGCUUAGAGAAAUGGCUGAAACCGCUCCAGCUGCUGCCGCGCCGCCGGCCAAAGCACCCAAAAAGAAAUCCGCUGCAAAAGCCAAGAAAACUGGACCAAGCGUCGGUGACCUCAUCGUCAAAGCUGUCUCGGCUUCCAAGGAGAGGAGCGGCGUCUCUCUCGCCGCCCUGAAGAAAGCGCUCGCCGCCGGUGGCUACGAUGUGGAGAAGAAAAACGCUCGCGUCAAGAUCGCCAUCAAGAACCUCGUGACUAAAGGCACUCUGGUCCAGACCAAAGGAACCGGCGCUUCCGGGUCUUUUAAACUGAACAAACAGCAAGCAGAGACCAAGAAGAAGACUGCAAAGAAAGCCGCUCCUAAAGCAAAGAAGCCCGCAGCCAAGAAACCCGCCGCUGCCAAGAAGCCCAAGACUGCAGCGACAAAGAAGACGAGACACCCCUCGCUGCAG
This is a messenger RNA of Misgurnus anguillicaudatus (oriental weatherfish), 670 nucleotides long. RefSeq names its product histone H1-like. Lineage: Eukaryota; Metazoa; Chordata; Actinopteri; Cypriniformes; Cobitidae. Gene Ontology annotation, molecular function: DNA binding; structural constituent of chromatin. The record is from RefSeq and is a predicted model, not a curated record. Gene Ontology annotation, cellular component: nucleosome. Gene Ontology annotation, biological process: nucleosome assembly.